Messenger RNA from Vitis riparia (riverbank grape), 642 nucleotides. RefSeq names its product mitochondrial import receptor subunit TOM6 homolog. NCBI's taxonomy places the organism in Eukaryota, Viridiplantae, Streptophyta, Magnoliopsida, Vitales, Vitaceae. Gene Ontology annotation, cellular component: mitochondrial outer membrane translocase complex. The transcript is spliced from 2 exons. The record is from RefSeq and is a predicted model, not a curated record. Bases 72 to 236 code for a protein of 54 amino acids.
AGCAUCAGAGCCAAAAAUCAUCUAGGGUUUUAGCUUUCUCGCGCGAAGUCCAGACAAAGAAAGCCGAGAAAAUGUUUUCAGGUAUGUUUGCCCGCAAGCCAGACAAGGCCGUGGCUCUGAAGCAGCUGCGGACACAUGUGGUUAUGUUCGGUGCAUGGGUAGCGGUGGUGAGGGUCACUCCCUACAUUCUCCACUACUUCUCUGAUGAGAAAGAGGAGCUCAAGAUUGAUUUCUAAUCCAUCAUCUGCACUUCUCAUAAUCGCAUGAAGGUAUAUGCUGUGGGUCUGGCUGGGGAGAAAUCUGCUUUGAUUAAGAGGAGCUUGUGAGCUUCAACCCUUUUUCUUCCUUUCUUUUCUACCCUGCAAAACUAUGACAACAGUGUAUCUUUUCCAUGGAAUAGGUCACAUUUGGAUUUUACGUAUGGGAGGCUUAAAUUAGGUUCUUGUUUUCUUUUGAUUACUACUUGAUUCACAUUGAAUCAUCUUGAGGUUCAACGGCUGUUGCAGCUAUAUCAUGUGUUUCAAUUCACUUGGAACCAUUGUUUAAAAUUUGUGAACUGAACUUUGUGUGAUGUGGUGGGGCUCAAAUCUCUGAAUUAUGUCGACCUGUUUAUAUUCCAAGGAAGAUCUCUCUCCUCUCUUC